AUUAAUGACAAGGCUCAGGCCAUUUGACAGUUAUAGCAAAUUUGAAUGCCAGAUUAUGUUCGAGACCUUCAACUCUCCACCUUUGUAUGUGGCCAUCCAGGCUAGUCUGUCUCUGUACGCUUCUGGUCCUACGACGGGCAUUGCUUUUGAUUUUGGUGAUGGUUUCACCCGCACUAUGUCCAUCUACGGUUUACACCCUUCCCACGCCAUAGCGACACUGGAUCUCGCUGGGCAUCAACUGACAGAAUACUUCAUGAAGAUCCUCACCCAGCGUGGUUCAUCCUUCACCACCACUGCCAAGAGAGAAAUUGCCAGGGACAUCAAGGAAACACUUGCCCAUGUGGCACUUGACAUCGAACGGGGGAUGGCUACUGUUGCGACUUCUUCCUCCGUGGAAAAGAGCUACGAGCUUCUCGACGAUCAUACCAGCACAAUUGGUAACGAGAGGUUCCGUUGUCCAGAGGCUCUCUGCCAGCCAUCCAUUUUGGGCAUGGAAUCUGCUGGUGUCCACGAAACAUCAUAUGGUUCCAUCAUGAAGUGUUAUGUUGAUAUUCGUAAAGACCUGUACGCCAACACUGUUCUCUCAGGAGGUACCACCAUGUUCCCCCGUAUCGCCGACAGAAUGCAGAAGGAGAUCACAGCCCUUGCUCGAGCAACAAUGAAGAUCGAGGUCAUUGCUCCUCCAGAGAGAAAAUACUCCGUCUGGAUCGGUGGCUCCAACCUUGCCUUGAUGUCCACCUUCCAGCAGAUGUGGAUCAGCAAGCAGGAGUAUGAUUCCGGCCGGUUCAUUGCUCACAGAAAGUGUUUUUAGGGACUGACGUUGCAUACGAUGAGGACAUUUUGGCGAAUUCUUUUCAUCAUUGAUAAGACCACUAUUAAACAUUGUUCUUCUGAUCGUUUGUUCCAAUGAUGAUUUAUGUUCCUUUUUUUUGGAUACAUUUAUGCAGCUUUUCUGGUUGUUUUAGUAGGAUAAGUAACUUUGAUUGCUAUUUUGUUUUACAUUUUAGCUGUUUAUCUCUUGUCACAAGAGAGCGUAUAUAUUCAUCAUCCCUUCCUUUGACAUCCAUAUUGUGGCAAAGUAGGUACUUGAUUAUUAAAAUAUCAAAAU
Molecule: messenger RNA, 1108 nt
Organism: Haliotis rufescens (red abalone)
Lineage: Eukaryota; Metazoa; Mollusca; Gastropoda; Lepetellida; Haliotidae
Product: actin, muscle-like
Exons: 1
Coding region: 5-811 (268 amino acids)
Source: RefSeq, a predicted model, not a curated record